Molecule: messenger RNA, 3798 nt
Organism: Eremothecium gossypii ATCC 10895
Lineage: Eukaryota; Fungi; Ascomycota; Saccharomycetes; Saccharomycetales; Saccharomycetaceae
Gene: TOF1
Product: Tof1p
Exons: 1
Coding region: 1-3798 (1265 amino acids)
Biological process (GO): DNA repair; replication fork arrest; DNA replication checkpoint signaling
Cellular component (GO): replication fork protection complex
Molecular function (GO): DNA binding
Source: RefSeq, marked provisional
AUGGAAGAAAUGGUUUCUCAGAAUACCGAGGGUGAUAAAUCGAUUGAUGAUCAUUGGCAAACGGAGGGUGCAGAGACACAACCUGGUUUGCACGAGACUUUCCCGCUUGGUGUUUUAAAAGCACGCGUAGCGCUGCUGGCGACUGCAAUCGGAGGUCCGGACCACACUUCGGAACAGGAAGCUGCUCCAUACAAGCUUGGUGAUGAUUGUUUGGCGUGCUUGAAGGAUCUGAAAAGGUGGUUUGUGUUAGUAGACCAGAAACAGAAGCGAUGGGAUGUCGCGUCAGCUGCAGCGGAAUUCCGGAUCCUUGAAGAAGACCUGAUCCCAAUCCUCGUUCAAUGGGAGCAAAAAAUGUCGCAAGGCAUUAAACAGAGCAAGGUCUCUGGACUGCCGCUUUCAGAAUGUAUUAAGAAUAAACAGUAUCAUGGGAAGAUAGCUUUGAACGCGUUUCAGCUGAUGGUGUGGAUGACAUGGCCCAUGACACUGAAUGAAGAGUCCUCAAAAAACCAAGUACACCACUAUUCAGGAUUAAAGAAGCACCAAUUGGCUUAUAAGAAAGCCAUAUUGCAGGCACACGGUGGUAAAGUAGUGAAGGCUGCGGUUAGGAUCGCCACAGAGGUUAUAAAGAUUGAUCGUUUAGAUCGCUCAGUUCAGGAUAACUCUCUCAUACGGCUUGUGCUGAACUUUCUACGUAAUAUAUUGGCAAUUGAACCGGGCGAAGUCACAGUCAGCGCAAAACAGCUCUCGAAAAGUAGGAAUAUCAAUACAUCGGAUAUGCUACCUCCAAAUAUUUCGGUAGAUGAUAUAUGCUUGAAUUCUGUGGUUUCCGUGUUUAAAAAGUUUAAGGUAUUUCCCUUCUUAUUGACUAUCUCCAGCUCUAUGGGCCAUGAGUUUGAAGCCGAAUACGUCUGCCUCCCACUGCUUGAGGUUGCGUUCUAUUUGACGAAAGAUAUUGACCCUCAUCUACUGAGUUUGAAGGCCGAUAAUCCCCCCCAAUCUUUGCAAAACUGCGGAAAUAAAGUGUCAAAUGGGCAAGGUGUUGUAUCAGGCCAACUUGGUAUGGAGUUAAUCCAUCUCUUAGACAAGGAACGCCACCAUAAAAUGUCUCAAAUUCGAUCGUCAUCUACAAGACACUCAAGAUUUGGUGGGUUUUUCUCUAUACAGACACCUAAUAAUGGCAGGCUGACUAUAUCCAAUGGCCAUAGUGCACUGGAUCAUGAUCUUGCUUUAAACAAUAUUGAUAAGAAGAAAAAGUGGAAUAAAACAACUCGGAAUACAGCCGAGGCAGUACAAGGCAUCCCAGUAGGGGUUUUAAAUGGUGAAUUUAAUUUAACGUUUUUGUCGCACGAUAACCGCAGUUGUUUGAAGUGGUUUUUGGCGAAUUUUGUGGAUUCUUCUUUUAACAUUUUGCUUAAGAAUCUGAUAGAUUACUUCACGGCGGAUGAGUUCAACCAGCAGAUUCUACAGAAACUUCAGUUUCUCCUAUUUUAUGCGUGGUUUUUGAAGUUUGAGAGAGAUAGAUGUCAAAAAGGAGAAACUGAUGGCAUAUUUGUAUCAGAGGCUCUCCAGGAUACAUCACACAUAUUAAUCAUAAAAUUCUUGCGAGAAGCACAUGAAUUAAAAAAAUGGCCAUUGGUACACGCCGCAAUGUUGGCUAUAACAGAGUUAUUGAACUACCUCGACGUAUUGGGGGAAGACUGGGAGGAGGAUGUGGUUGGAAUUUACACUAAGAUUUUCAGUAACGAAAGACUGAAGCUGUUCUCCACCAUUCCAAGAACUGCUUCAAGGCAUUCACUUCACUAUGUCAAAGCUUGCAUUAACAUGAAUCACGCAAUUAUGACCACUUUGGAAAGAUUCAAUAAAAAUAAUAAAGAUCUCAUUAUCAAGGGCUUUCGUAAACGUAUGAUUACUAGAUUUAUUGUUAAAGAGGGAAAGACCACUUCAGGUGAUGUCAAUGGAAACAAAAACGGGCAAGAUACUACCCGCGACGCGGAUGAAGAUGCGAUUUCAUCAGACGAAGAGACAAAUAUGAUAAGUGCUCGACUCGACUUUAAAAAGGUUCUGGAUGCAUACUUUAAUGGCACAGUAAUUGACACUUACAUUUUUUACUUAAAGCAUUUUACCGAGUUGACUGAAGAAGAUAUCAAGAGGGUGCUGUAUUUUCUAAACCAUAUCCUUUGUUCAAAUGAAGAAUCUUUCCUCUUUAGGGUUGACUUUAUGAUCGUUUUGAAGGAAAUGCUCGCUCCAGGAGGUUUGAGCGUAACGGGACACACAAGGAUUAGAAUUAAUGAGUUCUCUGACCAUUUUAUGGCGAAACUGAAGAGGAAGCUUGAAAAAUCACCAUUUUGGUAUAUUAAUAUCUUAUUUCCUAAUCUUCAUGAUCGCGAGUUGGGUUAUUACCUAAGAUAUGGACAACAGCGGCCUAACACUCAGAGCAUUCACAAGGUCGUUGCCCCGACUAUGUUUAAACACAUCGAAGGCGAGGAAAAUAUGUCAGAGCAACAACUGAAGGAUCUGAAGAUAGGAGUACUAGUUUCUACUUUACUUGAUGAUGGCAAGAAUCAUUUUGUUGAGGAGAUAAACCGCAUAUUCAAGCUUGUAGUUGAGGGAUACGAGAAACAUUAUCAAAACAAUGAACGCUCAGCUACGUUACAUUAUCCACGCGUUGAUUUUAGAAGCGAUAUGUUUGAUAUGAAACGUGCACUACUUUUUGAUAGUGAUCUAAGGGCAUUAAUGACAACAUUGGGUUACCACGUUGCUGACACUGAAGUUGAACCAUGCUACAUAGGUGGCAUAUUCUACUUUCCGGAUUUGAGCUCUGCAUUAAACUCACUGGAACAAUAUAUGGCAAUCCCAUUCCAUACACCGAAUGGCCUACCUUCUUCUUCCUACUUAUUACGGUCAAUUGAUUAUAAGUCGGGAGUCGAUGCCGAUGCUAAAGUUGGGGAAGCUAUGCGUAUCGAUCAAUUUUCGGAUGAAAUGGCUGAUAUGGCUCUCAGCGAAAAUGCCAACCGUUAUUUCGAGGAUUUGAACCGCAUGGAAGAGCGACUUGAAGGUAAACAAAUACCUCGUGGCACCGCGAAAAAGCGAUCUGCUAUUAAACCCAAAUCGAGGAAAUCCCAACCCACGGGAAUUGGUGGUAUCGAUGAUGAUACUCCCGUUAUAAACAAAAGCAAAAGGAAGAAACAAUUAUUCCUGAGCAACGAAUUCAUUAUGGACUCUGAUGACGAAGAAGAACUCGUGGCUAGUCCAAUUUUCUAUGAAAAUGAGAUUUACCUGAGGUUCAUUCUUAAUAAAUACCAAGGCAAUCUACCAUCUCAUUUAUUCUCAGUAUUUUCCCGCUUUGCAAAUGAGAGAGGAAGAAUGGCCGGUGCUGUUGUCGGAGACUAUACAGAUCUGUUCAAUGGCCCCGUGCCCUCUAUUGAAGAGCUGAAAAGCAUGGAAAAUAGUACAACACACCAUGGAUUGAAAGAGAUUCUGCAACUACAGCCUCGUGAUCAUUUAUCAUUAUCUCCAAAUAAUGAAAACAAUUCUGCGCACAGUAGUGAAAAUUUGUCAAGUGAUUCAGAAAAUGACAACAUUACCAAUGACAUACCUCUUUCUGAUUCUGAGUAUAAUUCUUCUAACUCUUCACAAUAUGCUAAUACAGCAAAGACCUCUAUAAUUGAUCCUCCUUCUUCCAAAACGUCAUUAUUGAAAUUAGCUUUGACGCAUGAAGCUGAUGUUGAAUCUGAGGAUGAUUUUAUACCACGUAAACGAGCUCGUAAGGUCAGACUAGAAGAUGGUGAGGAAUAUUGA